Messenger RNA from Neoarthrinium moseri, 1962 nucleotides. RefSeq lists its product as uncharacterized. The transcript is spliced from 2 exons. NCBI's taxonomy places the organism in Eukaryota, Fungi, Ascomycota, Sordariomycetes, Amphisphaeriales, Apiosporaceae. Gene Ontology annotation, biological process: secondary metabolite biosynthetic process. The record is from RefSeq and is a predicted model, not a curated record. The coding region runs from base 1 to 1962 and encodes 653 amino acids. Gene Ontology annotation, molecular function: oxidoreductase activity, acting on CH-OH group of donors; flavin adenine dinucleotide binding.
AUGCGUUUCCACAAUUCUCCUUUUUCUCUUGCUUCUUCGGCUCUCGUCCUCUUUGCCGUCAAUGGAUUAUCUAUACCCCUUUUGGACGGUGAAUUGACCGACCUCUUGGGUGGCAUAGGAGCGCCAGUGCUCGACCCCCUUUUGACGUCCGUAAAGACAGUCCUCUCUGGUGAAGGGCUUGUGCAGGGCGUGCUAGGAGUCACAGAAGGUGCUCUCGGUAUUGAAGCCACCUAUGACUAUGUAGUCGUUGGUGGAGGCACCGCCGGUAACGCCAUCGGCUACCGUCUUGCGGAGGCUGGCCACUCCGUCGCUAUUAUCGAAGCCGGCCUCAACUAUGAAAUCGCCAAGCCGGUUCUGGGAACGACACCGGGUGGUGAUAUCAUCGGCAUCGGAUCUAGUCUGCUCGACUCCAUUCCCACCGUCGACUGGCAGUUCCUCACGGAGCCACAGACUGGUGCCAACAACCGUAAAGUGCACUAUGCCCGAGGCAAGUGCCUGGGUGGCAGCUCGGCAUUGAACUUCAUGAUCCAUCACAGAGGUAGUAAGGGCAGCUACGAUAUGUGGGCGGAGGAAGUUGGCGAUGAUAGCUACAAAUUCGAUGCCUUGCUCCCAUACUUCGAAAAGUCCACCAACUUUACCCCUCCCGACAACACCAAGCGUCGCGCCAACGCCUCGACCCAGUAUGACCCCAAUGCCUUCAGAGAAGAAGGCCCCGUCCAAGUCGGCUAUACAAACUGGGUGUCCAUCUGGGCGACCUGGUUAGAGAAGGGUAUGCAGGCCAUCGGCAUGGACCGCACCACCGGCUUCAGCAGCGGCAAUCUACUCGGAUAUCACUACUCACAAUCGACUAUCCGUGGCUCGGACCAAACACGCAGCACAUCGGCGGAGUAUAUUUAUAAGGCUACCAAUGAGAACCUGGACAAUCUCAAAGUGUACACCCAGACCACCGCCAAGCGCAUCAACAUUGGGCCAAACUAUACCGCCACUGGUGUUCAGGUCAACUCACUCGGCGUUAACUACAACAUCCAUGCCGCGAAAGAAGUCAUCAUCUCCGCUGGAACCUUCCAAUCCCCCCAGCUUCUCAUGGUGUCCGGCAUUGGACCCGCCGCUACUCUGGCUGAGAAUGACAUCCCUCUCAUCGUCGACCUCCCAGGUGUCGGUCAGAACAUGUGGGACCACAUCAUGUUCGGUCCAGCCUACGAAGUCAAAUUCGACACCCUCGACCGCGUCCUCCACGACCCCAUUGUCCUUGCGGACUCCCUCGUCGACUACGUAGCCGAGGGCACCGGUGCGCUGUCCUCCAACGUAGUCGAGUUCAUCGGGUGGGAGAAGCUGCCCCAGAAGUACCGCGACACCUGGUCUCCCGAAACCCAGGAGGCGCUGUCGCAGUUCCCGGACGACUGGCCCGAGGUCGAGCACAUCAGCGGCAACGGCUACAUCGGCAACUUCCGCUUCCCGGCGCUGCAGCAGCCCCUGGACGGCAAGCAGUACGCGACGAUCCUGGGUGCCAUGGUCGCCCCCGUCAGCCGGGGCAACGUCACCAUCAAGUCCAGCGACACGUUUGACCUCCCGCUCGUCAACCCCAACUGGCUCUCCGCCAAGGCCGACCAGGAGGUUGCCAUCAGCUGGUGGCGCCGCAUGCGCGAGGUCUGGAACACGGACACGGUGCAGUCGAUCGUGAUUGGCGACGAAUACUGGCCCGGCCUCGAGACUUCAACUGACGAGGAGAUCCUGGCUGUCAUCCAGGAUAGUCUUAUGACGGUUUGGCACGCUGCCGGCACUUGCAAGAUGGGUAAGAAGACUGAUAAGAUGGCGGUUAUCGACAGUGAGGCGAAGGUUUUCGGUGUUGAGGGGCUGAGGGUUGUUGACGCGUCCAGCUUCCCUAUCCUGCCUCCUGGCCACCCCCAGAGUACCAUCUACGCUUUGGCUGAGAAGAUUGCUGCCGGUAUCAUUGGUGCAUAA